Messenger RNA from Topomyia yanbarensis, 5813 nucleotides. RefSeq names its product neprilysin-3. The transcript has 11 exons. The record is from RefSeq and is a predicted model, not a curated record. NCBI's taxonomy places the organism in Eukaryota, Metazoa, Arthropoda, Insecta, Diptera, Culicidae. Gene Ontology annotation, biological process: protein processing. Gene Ontology annotation, cellular component: plasma membrane. The coding region runs from base 798 to 3119 and encodes 773 amino acids. Gene Ontology annotation, molecular function: metalloendopeptidase activity.
CGUUAGUAACGAGAGAGAGCCCAUCCGCGACACAAGUGCCCAGCCUUUAGGAGCUGAAUAACCGCGCGCCGAAACUCGGUCAAUGGCAGCAACUUAGGAGCCACUUUUAUCCUUCCAUGGUGGCGGUGGCAGCAGCUCUGCCUGAUGGCUAUAGCCUUCUCUUAUCUGCUCUGUCCGGCUGAUUCCGAUGCUGGUGUGAUUUCCGAUUAUUCUGGAAUGGACGUGCUUUAACUAAACUGGAUCGGUAACGAUUGGGAAAAUUUUGCACCAUCAGAACCGGGAUCUGUGAUAGUGCAUUUCAUUUCUUCCAUUUCCGGAACACUGUUGAAGUAUUGUCGCGAUAAGUGGUGUAGGAAAAUUAGAAGCCCUUUCAGAAAGUUUGCAGUGAGUGCUUUUUUUCUUGUUUCUUUGCUCGAGUGGAAUCACAAGUGCUGGUAGGUCGAGAAGAAAAAUAAUCCUGCAGCAGCAGCAGUGGAAGCUCGGAUGGUGACAUAAUUCUGUGCAGUGCAUAGUGGGACGGCAUAGUAAAUAAACAACAAUUCCGGUGAAGAGAGCACCCGUUUACCCCGCGUAGAGGGUGUGUGUGUGCGAGAGAGAUAGAUAGAUAGAUAGAACGUGAGCUUAGAGGGAAACAUUUUUCUUCUGACAACCACCAGCUGGGGGCAGUGCUACCAAAGCUGAGAAAAGGCCUUGAGACUGUAAGUGAUUUAUGGUGUGCUUUCUGCUGCCAACAACCGCCGAGUGUGGGUGCGUGUGUAGGUGUAAGUAGAGACACGCUUUCACCGGCCGCCUAAUCGAUGACGGGAGAAGCAAUGACGUCACGUAUAUCAGCUGUCGGUGGUAACUCGGUCGCACCCCACCUUCAGCCACCGCACGCCAACCACCCGGUGCAGGCGCUGCGUACCGACGACAUCGAGGUACAGGUCAUCGAACAGGUCACCGAGCUGCAUUCCAACGAGCGAAAGAACACUGGAUACAAUACGACCGCUGGCAAACAAAGUGCCUCCAGGGUAGCUCUUCUGCCUCCACUUUCAGUCACAUCUACAUCGACCAGCUCGGGCGGGGCCGCACCAGCGUCGACAGCGACCAACGGCACUCGUCCUUCGUUGAAGAACCCCGUCGGUUGGGUUUGCUGCGCUCCGUGCAUAUGGCUGCGCAAAUCAUCGGCAGUUCACAAGAUGGCAAUUACGGCUGCCACCCUGCUGGUCACAACCCUACUCGUGGCAUCACCGAUUCUGUUUCUCAUCUCGGCGGCACCGUCUCAUCUACCGAAAGAUUGCUACGUUACCGACGAUCACGAUUGUCACCCGACACCGGCGCCUCCCCCCGAGUGUGCUGAUUCUAUCUGCCGGGCAGCGGCUAUAAGCAUACAGACACGAAUGAAUUGGGAGGUGGAUCCGUGCCAGGAAUUCAAGAACUAUAGUUGCUCUCCGUUGGAGGGUAAUAGUUUGCGGGCUGUUAAAAGUCCCCAGGAAACGGCAGAUGUUCAGAUGCAACAGUUGCUGUCACUCAACACCACCACUGGGCUAUUUCGAAAGCUAGGUCGACUGUACGGAAGCUGCCUGCGACAGACGCUAAACGAUUCCGCAAUUAGAAUGCACCUGGAUAAACUCGGUGGCUAUUUGCAAAUUGGCUCUGUGGGACCACACAGCAUAUCGCCGCUGAUAUCGAAAAUUCAAAACAUCGGUCCGAUGCCAAUCAUCGGUAUCUACUACGAUUUGAGCUAUGGUCGCAAACCACAAACGUUGCUAAUAAUUGACGGGCCAACGAUAUCCUCGCAGAUCCUAGAGAACCCGGUCCGGUGGCAGGGUCCUAGGGCAGCCCCGAAUGACGUCACCGUAGACGUACCAGAAUUGCUAGAGCCGUUAAUUAAUGUUUUUCUGCCGCCAGGGCUCAGCAGGGAUCAACGAGAGUCGGAGAAAAAUGUGAUAUUCGGCUUUGUUCGAAGCUUGAAUCAGAUCCGACGAGAUUACGUGCAGAACGACUUCACUAAUAGUUACGUUCUGAAUAAUGUAACGGCACUAAUCAGUACCCACCCAUUCUUACUGUGGCAAGAUUUACUGCCCGCCAACUGGUCUGGACCGAUCGUAAUACGAAGUCCAGCCUAUCUGGACCACCUGCGGAAGUUGUUUCUGGCCUACCAGAAUCGUGUUAUCCACAAUGCACUGUUGCUGCUGUUUGCGCUCAACACGCUACCACCGGGACGGCCCUCGCCGCUAAUUUGUGCCAAAGCAACCAACUGGGCACUGCCGGAGGUAUCGUCGGCUUUGUUCAUCGGUCAGUACAGCGAGGAAGUCAUAGCUCACGCCAUCCACCGGACGGAGGAAAUGUUUGAAAACAUGAAACAGCACCUGAAGCGUGCCCCAUCCCUGCGAGGUGCCGCACUGGUUCGUCUAUCACAGUUAAAGGUUCAGGCCAAGGUGUGGCCGACAUUAUUCAGUCGUGCUGAAAUCGCUUCCAUUCUGAAUCAGAUCGAAAUCAGUUCCGACAAUUGGUUCGAAAACGUGCUCAAAAUAUAUCAACUGAACAAUAACCGUUCCUCCGCCCGGAAUAUUUCGACCGAAUCCACACAUACCGCUUACGCCUACCCGCAGAUCGCCCGCAUCUUCUACGACACGCUGAGCCACUCGAUCGUUGUACCCCUGUCGGCCGUGCUAGUGCCAUACUUCAAUCCGGUCCUGCCACAAUACCUUCACUAUGCCACCCUCGGAACGGCACUGGCCAAGGAGAUUCUCCGCUCUAUCACGAAAGCGUUCGAGAGCAAGGUGAUGCAGUGCGUACCGAACUCGGUGGACGUUUUCUCCAACUCGAGCCGGAUGGAACUGCUGAUCUAUUCGGGCGGGAUGCAGAUUGCCUACCACUCGCUACUGUCGCUGUCCGGGCCGAUCAAGGGGAUGAACCGGUUGCCGGGUUUGAGCCUGACGCCACCGCAAAUCUUCUAUCUGCUGUCCGCACAGGAACUGUGCGCCGAGUCCGAGUACAGCGGGAUCGAUGUCAGUUCGAAUGAUUUCGACGAAAUAUUAACCUGGCUUAUCUCCCAGGGUGGAAGCGCCUCGGAUGUCUUUCAGUGUCACUCGAGUACGAUGCUCAGCUAUCAGAAGAACUGCGAUAUUUGGUAGAUGCAGACGCGGGCUGCGGUGCAAUAGUGGUCGACGGUAUAUGUGAGUGAUAUUAGAGGUUCCGAGAAUCCGCCCAACAGGCGCUUUAGGUUCGUUUGUUAUAUGGAAUUGUUGAGCAAAAGUAGGUAAUUUAGAGUAGUUAUUUGAGAAAAGUGGCAGUUCGGUUUGUAUAUAAAUGCGUAGUUUGAAAUGGAUCGAAAGAUUGCGAUGUUCGGCGGAAUACUUUAAAGGGAAAAGAUUAGUAUUUACAUUGUUCAGUUUGGCUGCCCAGCGCUCUAUGUUUCAAUCCCAUUUAGGAGGGUUACUUAUUAUUAGUAGAAUCGGCUAGAAUGUUUGUCGGAAUGGAAACGUCGUUUUUCUUUUCAAUACACUUGACAGAUCUUGAUUAGAAUGACACUGACGGAUGACUGAUUAAUGAAUAACAUGAGAUGUCGAGGUUUUAUUUAGAUUCAGUUCCGUUACGUAAAUCUUCUCAAAAAUAACUUAUGAAACAAGUGCGAGUGAAAAGCAAAACUAAAAAGUAUUUAAAAUCAAGUUAAAAGAACCUAUUUUUUGAGUAAUUUUAUUUUUCAGUAAUGUUUAAACUAUUGAUUGAGAUUAUUAGUAAUUAAUUUGAAAAAGUGUGUGAAUAAUCAGGGUUCCGGAAAAAUCAUUCGUAUGAUACAGUGCAUACUUUAUUAUUGUUGAGAUUGAAGCAGGCCAAUGACAAUGGAAAAGUUGUCUGAGCAGAUUUCGUUGACUUAAAACCAGCAUUUGAAACGAUUGAUUGCUGUAAACUGGCUUGUGUCGUGGAGAAAUAUACAAGGUACAACCGCGCUACAUCAACGGAAACCGAAAUCAACCUUAGUGUACCACAGAGUAGUGUACUAGGUUCACUUUUGUUUAUCCUAUACAUUAAUAACACGAGGAAAAUUUUGGAAAAUGCGGUAUUGAACCUGUUAGUCGAUGACACAGUUUUGUUUAUCAUCGCCAUUGGUUGGUUGAAGUGACAAAACUCAAACUGAACGUUUCCAAGACACACUAUAUGUUUGUAACUAUGCGACAGGUGAAUGAAAGUACUGCACCAAAUGAAAUAGGUUGAAGAGAUGGUUGAACGAGUUGCAACUAUUAAACAUCUUGGGGUGACAUUGUACGAAAAACUGAGUUUUAAUAAGUACGGGAGCUAUACCAUCCGCAAAGCUGCCAGAAAAUUUGGCAUUCUUUGAAUAAUAAGUUUCUCACAUUUGACUCAAAGACAACUGUUUCCAAGCUAAUUUUAGCCCCUCGUUUUGAUUGCUGUGCUUCUAUACUGUUCUUAAGAUACAAGAAACAUGGAUUCCCGACCCAUUUUUUUUUGCAUUGGGAUUAGAUAAGUUCCUAACCCGAAAAAGAGUCGAAUUACGAGACAUAGCCAAACUGAACAAUGUAAAUGAUGACAGGAAAUUGAUUCGAUAAUGCACACGACAGUGAAUUGUUUCCCACCUAUUUUUACUUGUGUUAAAGUGCAUCUAACUAUGCAAUGUAUUAAAUUAGCAGUAAAAACCAUUUUUUAUCGUAUUCAGUAUAUUUGAAACCGAAACAAAAAAUCAUUUCAACAGUUUCCUAGUCAAUUAAACUAUUAGGUUGGUUUCGAUCGUACGAUCCUAAAUAGAAAUGUUUUAUGAUAGAAACAUUACUUCACGAACGGAAGAUGCCGCUAGGUACACUGUUGUAGGAAGCCUAUUUCAGUAAUUUUAACUGUGACAAUAUAGUAUUUUAAAUGGAAAACCAUUAUAGUUACUUGUUUACGCCAUUAGAAAAUGUUGAUAGGAAUUCCCGAAUCGGAGAAGGCAACUUAAACUCUAUUAUAGUAUAAUAUCGGUGAGGGUGCGCUGUUUACCAGCCAGUAUUAGCUAGGCUAGUUGAGUAUGUUGGCAAGCGUCGGCUAAUUUUAACAACGGAACUGAGAUCUGUAAUAAAGAAAUGAACUCGUCCUUAGAAACAUAGGGGGUCGCAAUCGUAGCGGUUAAAAGAAAAAUGUCAAAUUGUUGUAGUGACAGGUAAAAAAAACUAGCUGAAAAAAGUGAUCGAUUUAAAACUAAACAGUAUUGCUGUUCCGUAUAUGAUCAUUUUUUUUUUUCCAAAUACAAGUUAUUUAACAUGGAAUUGGCUAGAGUGUAAGUAAUAAUAGUAGUAGAUAUAGUUAUAGCAAAGAUCGAAUCUCGAAAAAGUGUCCCUUAAGUAAGCUGUAGUAGGAUUUUGACCGGUACGCGAGUCCACAAACGAGAACCAAUUAGCGAUACUAAAGUCGAAUUCAAAUAUCCGUUUAGAACCCGUAGUAGGAGAGUUCAGACGUAGUCGAAAUCAAAUUUUAGAUGAGAAUCGUAAUUUACCACAAAACAGUUUACCCCGAAAUUUAGUGAGAAUAGACUGUAAGAGGGCCGCUAGGGAGCCAAUUUGUUAGUGUUGAUUAAAGUUAGGCGGAAUCUGAGUAAUAACUUGAAACGAGACAGAACAGCUUCUGAGAUCAAUUCGGUAGAAUAAAAAUCAAAUGUAGUGCCAAAACAUUACACGGCAACACAGUGAAUAUGGGUGAGCAUAGCGAACACAAUCGAGGAGUGGUAUAAAAUUAUUAUUUGAAAAGAGGUGAUCGAUGAGUGUUUAGAAUUUUCCACUACCUGAACUCCGAUCUAGCGAUUGUAGGAUUGAACGAUAGCAAUAUAUUCCCGGAAUGAA